Notothenia coriiceps (black rockcod) is the source of this 1173-nucleotide messenger RNA. RefSeq names its product TRIO and F-actin-binding protein-like. Gene Ontology annotation, molecular function: actin filament binding. NCBI's taxonomy places the organism in Eukaryota, Metazoa, Chordata, Actinopteri, Perciformes, Nototheniidae. Gene Ontology annotation, cellular component: actin cytoskeleton. Gene Ontology annotation, biological process: positive regulation of substrate adhesion-dependent cell spreading. The transcript has 7 exons. Bases 1 to 1173 code for a protein of 390 amino acids. The record is from RefSeq and is a predicted model, not a curated record.
AUGUUCGCAGGGUCCAUGUGUUGUAAAGUCGGAGUGGUUUUGGCACGCGGGGCGACGCCGGCUCCUGUUCUGAGGGUGAACCCCAUCCUGCCCAUGUGGAAGAAGCAUUGGUUUGUUCUGACUGACGCUGGGCUGAAGUACUACAGAGACUCGAGUGCAGAGGAGAAAGAUGAGCUGGACGGGGAGAUUGACCUCAAAUCGUGUGUGAAAGUGUGUGAGUUUGACGUGGAGAAGAACUAUGGGUUUCAGGUACAGACGAGGCACUCUUCCGCUCACACUCUGUCGGCCAUGACGGCGGGGAUCAGGAGGAAUUGGAUCGAGGUUUUAAAGAAGUGUAUAAGACCCAGCAGCUCUCCAGACCUCACACAAUUACCAGACGGCAGCAGUGAUAAGGAGAACUCUCAUUCCCGCUUCCUGCAGUCGUCCCGCCGCCCGUUGUCCCGUCACGCCGAUCCUCCCUCAGAAGCCCCGCCCCCGGCUCCUCCCACUCACCGCAGGUUCGACUACGUGGAGCUCUCUCCGGUUCCCGUCCCCGCCGGGCAGAGAGAGGCAGCCGAGGGUCAGGGCCGGGAGCACAGCCAAUGGCAAGAGGAGAGGAACACCAGCAGCCAAUGGGAGGCCGUGCUGUCCAGGAAGGGCACCGGCGCGGGAUCCAAUCAGAGGCUACGCACCGAGGAUGACGUCGAGAAAAAGUGGGCCGAGUUCGAACGCUUGCCGCUGAAGGAGAUGAGCUCCUUGCCACCAAUGGGAACACGGCCUUCCAGCCAGUCAGCCAAUGAGGCGCUGCAGAGGGAGGUGGCGUCACUGAGGCAGCAGCUACAGCAACUACAGGGAGGAGGAGGAGGAGGAAGAUUGGGAGGAAGAUUGGGAGGAAGAGGAGCAGGUGUGAGGGGGGGCUGUGGUCCGGAGGCUCCGUGCGGGCGCAGCCUGUUGGCCAUGGACAAGGCUCACCACCAGGCUCUGGAGGAGCUCCAGAGGCAACACGAGAGGCAGGUGAAGCAGCUGGAGAGCGAGAAGGAGAGGCUGCUGACGGAGGAGACCAGAGACACAGCGCGAGUGAUGGAGGCUUUGAAGAAGAAACACAGAGACGAGCUGGAGAGAGAGGUGGAGAGAGUCAAGAGGCUGGGCAGCGGGGGGGUGGAUUCACACACUCUGAGAGCACAACAACAGUAA